GGUAUCGUGGAUAGUGACGACUUACCGCUGAACGUGUCCCGCGAGACGCUACAGCAGCACAAACUGAUCAAGAUCAUCAAGAAGAAGCUCGUCCGCAAAGUGCUCGAUAUGCUCAAGAAGAUUCCUGACGACGAGUACUUGGCCUUCUGGAAGGAGUACUCCACCAACAUCAAGCUGGGCGUGAUCGAGGACCCGUCGAACCGCUCGCGCUGGCCAAGCUGCUGCGCUUCUACUCGUCGCACGGGUCCGACAUGA
Molecule: messenger RNA, 255 nt
Organism: Arctia plantaginis
Lineage: Eukaryota; Metazoa; Arthropoda; Insecta; Lepidoptera; Erebidae
Source: the annotation of a GenBank genome assembly